Messenger RNA from Gekko japonicus, 1906 nucleotides. RefSeq names its product erythroid differentiation-related factor 1-like. The transcript has 13 exons. Gene Ontology annotation, biological process: positive regulation of DNA-templated transcription. Bases 29 to 1813 code for a protein of 594 amino acids. The record is from RefSeq and is a predicted model, not a curated record. Lineage: Eukaryota; Metazoa; Chordata; Lepidosauria; Squamata; Gekkonidae.
GGUCCUCGCUGAGAGUCGAGGGAGAGGAAUGGGGGACCCUCGGGGAGCCGGAGCCGAACUGAGCGGUGCUCAGGGAGUCGACCCGGUAACACCGGAGCCUGGCUCAGCGUCGAUGGCGGGAGAACGAGAGGAGCCUAAGCAGGGAUCUAUCUUAUUUCUUGGAGGCAAUGAAAUAAAGAGCUGUGCUGUGGUAAAAUAUUCAUCUGCUCCACCACAAGCAGCAUUUGCCCGUCUCCAAGAGAAGACUGACCUAAAACUGCCCCCUGCAAACUGGUUACGUGAAAGUGCCAAAUUGGGACCAGCGGGGGCAACUAUUCUUGGUAACAGCAAGAAAAGCAAACCAUUUUCCAGCUUUGGCAUGGCAUAUGAAUUUAUUGACUCAAUUGGAAAUGAUGUGGAUGUUGUAUCUGAUUCUGAGAACAUUAAGAAGCUGCUUAAGAUUCCUUACAGCAAAUCACAUGUCAGUAUGGCUGUACAUCGGAUUGGGAGAACUCUCUUAUUGGAUGACCUAGAUAUUCAAGAGCUCUUUAUGAGAUCAUCACAGACUGGAGACUGGACAUGGUUAAAAGAAUUCUACCAGAGACUGAUAGAUCAGAAGUGGCAAAGAAAGAAGAAGAGCAAAGAACACUGGUACCAGAAAGCUAUACUUUCCAAAUUUCUGUAUUACAGCAUUAAUGGUGAUGGAGCUGCUCAGCCCGUUCCUAACCCUGAAGAGCAGCAUCAAGAAGAGACAGCUGGAGAUGAAGCUGAUGAAGCUGGAAGAGUUUCUUGGCCAGCCCCUUUUGAAAUGCCUUCCUCACUCUCUGAAGAUGCAAGUGCUUCUAAUCAGGGAAGUGUGCCUCUUGAACCCUCAUAUGUAGUGGGGCAUGUGACCUCAGCCCCCAAAGAACAAAACCUAGCUACUUUGUUCAAUGAUGGGGAAAGCAGUCAGGGUCUUAAAAAUGACUUUGUUCGGAACAUCUUGUGGACAUUUGAAGAUAUCCACAUGUUGGUUGGAUCAAAUAUGCCUAUAUUUGGAGGAGGAAGAUACCCUGCUGUGAGCUUGCGUCUCAGGGAUAACAAUAAGCCCAUUAAUGUGCUGACAGGCAUUGACUAUUGGCUGGACAACUUGAUCUGCAAUGUGCCAGAACUUGUAAUGUGUUUCCAUGUCAAUGGAAUUGUCCAGAAAUACGAAAUGAUUAAGACAGAAGAUAUACCCAAUUUGGAAAACUCUAAUUUCUCUACAAAAGUAAUAAAGGAUAUUGCUCAAAACAUUCUGUCUUUUUUGAAGUCUAACUGCACCAAAGAAGGACAUACAUACUGGCUAUUCAAGGCAAGCGGAAGUGAUAUAGUAAAGCUGUAUGACCUCACCACCCUGUGUGAAGAAACAGAAGAUAAAUACCAGAACCCUUUCACAAUGCCUGUGGCAAUUCUUCUGUAUAAAGUCGCUUGCAAUAUGAUGCUGAAGAAAAGCCAAAACAGGAAACAUUAUGGUACUAUCAGAACAUUGCUCCUUAACUGUGUGAAGUUAUUAGACAAGGGUAGACAUCCUCAGAUUAUUGCUUCAGCAAGCUACAUGCUCUCGGAACUGUUCCAGCUAGAUGAGCCUAAAAAAGACGAGGCUGGAGAGUUUCCCUUAAAUGGUCAUUCUGAUGAAAGCUACAGUGAAGAAGAAGAAGAAGACGAAGAACUGCCUGAUAGCGAUGAAAACGGAUCCUGUAGCACCAGCUCAGAUCCUCCUGAUGACAGCAAGGCAGUUGCUGUAAUCAAAUCUGUUGGAGAAUUGUCUGUACCUGAAAAAUACAAAUCUACUCACCAGAUACGUGUAAGAUGAUCCAGUAGGUGUGAUGUGGGCUCAGCAGGGUGAGAUCGGCUUUUUAAAGUAAUGUGGUGACCUGUCUAAAGGAUGGCAGCCUUAAGUAACAAA